Molecule: messenger RNA, 3599 nt
Organism: Pogoniulus pusillus (Red-fronted tinkerbird)
Lineage: Eukaryota; Metazoa; Chordata; Aves; Piciformes; Lybiidae
Gene: CKAP4
Product: cytoskeleton associated protein 4
Exons: 2
Coding region: 115-1806 (563 amino acids)
Cellular component (GO): rough endoplasmic reticulum
Source: RefSeq, a predicted model, not a curated record
GGGGCUGGGGCGGGGCGAGGAGCCUGGCGCUGCCCGGGCCGACGCCCCCGCUCUCUCUCCAUCCCUCCCCUGUUGCCGCUGCUCUGGCUUCGCGUACGACGCCGGCGUCCCGCCAUGUCGGCCGCGAAGCACCGGGGCCCGAAGGGGGGCAGUCCGCCCGCCGCCGCUAGCGAGCGGGGCGCGCAGCCGGGCGGCGCCGAGGAAGCGACGACGAAGAAGCCACCGUCGUCGUCUCACGGCCGAGGCGGCAGGGCCGCCGCUGGAGGAGGAGGGGGUCGCUCCAGUGCCGGUUCCCGCGGCGGCUGGGCGCUGCUGCUGGGCGCCGCGGUGGGGCUGCUGCUCUGCGCCGUGCUACCUGCCGGCUGGUACGUGCUGCAGCUGCGGGAGGAGGUCGGGCGGAGCGCACAGGAGAGCGAGGCCUCCGUCCGGCAGCGACAGGAGCUGGCCGCCACCCUGGACGCCGUUGUGCAGAAGGUGCGUUCCCUUCAAGCCACAUUUGGAGAAUUUGAGUCUACGAUGAAAAUUACACAGCAGAAGCAAGAGGUUACUGAGAAGGCUGUGAAACAAGGAGAGAGUGAAAUAAACAGGAUAAGUGAAGUGCUUCAGAAGCUGCAAAAUGAAAUUUUGAAAGACUUGUCUGAUGGAAUCCACAUGGUGAAGGAUGCAAGGGAACGAGACUUCACAUCUCUGGAGAACACAGUGGAAGAGAGACUAACAGAGCUAACCAAGUCUAUAAACGAUAACAUUGCAGUAUUCACUGAAGUCCAGCAAAGGAGCCAAGAUGAAAUCCACAAUAUGAAAGCAAAGGUUGAUUCACUAGAAGAGGCAGAUGUAUAUAAACAUGAUAUUAAGAUGCUAAAAGAUUCUUUUGAUGAGAUGCAAGCCUCCAUGAAAGCCAAAGAAAAGGACAUAGAGACCUUGAAGAGUACAAUUGACUCCAUGGAGUCUGAUGUGUAUACUGAAGUGAAAGAGCUUGUCAACCUCAAACAAGAACAUGAGAAAUUCAAAGAGGCUGCAGAUACUGAACACGUUUCAUUAAAAGCUUUACAAGAGAAAGUUCUGAGAGCCGAGGAUUCUAUUAUACAGCUCCCAAAUGACAUUAAAAGACUGGAUGAAGAUUUACUGCAAGUUAAGGCUGACCUCAAUAAAUGGGAAGAAAAUGAACUCUUUAGAAAGGCAUUAGAAACUCUGGGUAAGAACGGUGAAGGACUGGACUCUCGACUGAGGCAUAUAGAAGACAGCCUAGAGUCUCUAACUUCUGUCGCUGCUCAAAACAGUGAAAAGUUGCAGUCUUUCUUUACUAAGGAGGCAGAAUAUGAGAAUAAGCUCAGUACCCUAGAACAAAGCAUUAUUGCUCUACAGGGAGUCUCAGAUCUGGAUGUAACUUCGGUCACAGACAUUCUGAAAAAUCUUGGUGAAUCACAGACCUCACUGUACAAUGAUGUGGAAAACUUGAGGAGAAGCAUCAGUGACCUGCCAUCCUCUGGUGCUCUUCAGGAUGUCCAGAAACAAAUUAGUAAUUUGUUGGAUCAAGGGACUCUUCAGACAGGUCAAGCACCUUCUCAAGGCUAUCUUGAAAAAUUUUCAUCUGUAGAAGGCUCUGUAGAUGAACUGAGAUCUUCUGUCAGUCAGGUUGAUUCUGAUUUGAAAAUGAUAAGAACUGCAGUGGAUAGUUUAGUCUCAUACUCGGUGAAGAUUGAAAAUAAUGAGAACAAUUUGGAGUCUGUGAAGAGUUCAAUAGAUGAUCUGAGGAAUGAUCUGGAAAGAUUGUUUGUGAAAGUAGAGAAAAUACAUGAAAAAGUUUAGGCAGCAGUGCUCCUUGUGCACUUAACAAUGGGUUGAGCUUUUGUAUGCCCAGUUUUUUAAUUCUUUUUAAAAACAAUUCAAUACCUCCAAAGAGAAUAAGAAUACUUUAAUAAUAGGGACAGUUCUGCUUAUUUCCUUUAUUUCUCUUUUGUGUAAUGUUUUUUUUGGGGGGGUUGUUUGUUUUUUAAAAAUUUCUGUUAAGAAAACAUGAGUUUAGUUGGGGGUUGAAUUUCUAAGGGCUCAUCUCUAUAAAGCUGUACAGCUGUAACUGUAGUGGUAUAACUAAGACACUACAGUGUCAUUAGCAUGGGCACAUGUUUAGUGGCUUGAAGGUGUUUCACUUUAUGACACUAAAUAUCCCACAUGGAAGGGCCAUAGCUGUUCUGGUGCCAGAAGCACACUGCUGUACACACUAAGAAUUUUACUGGUAGGUUUUGAGUUAAGAAACCAAUGCACAGAACUACACCCUGGUCUUAAACCUUUAGACUGGUAGACUUAUGUGUGGACCACAUUUGAGGCAACUUAGCCAUUUCUGCAGUUUGGAGCUUAGCCAUGUUUACCAGCUGUCAGCUGAGCUGUAGCAUACUUCUGUGAGUCCUUAGUCUGUACCAAGAAGCUAACAAGGGGCUACCUGACCCCAAGGAAGGGAAUGUUUUAAUUUAGUGGGAUUUCCUGGGGCUAACACCUGAGAGAGGUGUUCUGUCACAUGGCUGGAGAGAUUGAGUCUUGGCGAUCAGGGGCAUCUGCCAGAAUCUUGAGCUGAUGGGGCAGGAAGUUGAUGCUUAGAUUGGAAAUCUGAAGGAUGGGAUUAACUUCAAGGGGGUACAGCAAUAUUUUUGUCAUAUUCUUGGACUCUUUGUGUGAUUAGGUUGUAUCUUUCCUGGAAAGGCCUGAUUUGUCUGUGAUCCAGGCUUUUCCAUAAAAAAUACGAACUUGAAUGAGGAAAGAGAAGAAUCAAAAUUACAUCUUGUAUGUUCCAUGUAUAGCAAGCAUGUCAACAAUAAUAGUUCACUCCAAAGCACACAAAGGGGAAAAUCAGCAUGAAAUCAGCAGAAUUGCUUCUAAGACGUAGACAUUUCCAAGUUUUCACACAGCUGACAGUGACCUGGACUCUUGUUACAUAUUCAGGACUUGGUGCCUGAUCCUUGUCAACAUUCUUGUCACUGGGUGACUGCCUGGGACAUUGGUAGCAAAGGAUCCUUCUAGGAGCUGGCUGAGAGUGAGGGAAAGGUGUCAGAAUUCUUCAGAUGUUAUUUGAAAAAAACACUUUCUCAUGGAACUCGCUUGGUUUUCUGUGUGGGGUGGGUUCUUUUAUUUGGUUGGUUGGUUUGGCUUUUUUUUUUUCUUUUAGAAAGGAUUUCAAAUAUCCCUUCAAGUUUACUUUUGAACUUCCUCCAGAGAUUUGGGAAAUGAGUCUCCACAGAGAUACUUAGAAAAUAGAUUGUGAGCAUCAUGUUCAUCUCAGCCUGCAUUAGCCAAAUCUGUGGCUAUGUUAGAAGAAUUCCUAGAGACAGCAGAAGUAGUGUGGUUGCGGGAGCAGCACGGGUAAAAAGCUGUUCUGCCAGGUAAAUAAGAUACUGAACCAUAUCUAAUGUUACCACUGUAAACAGGAAAGAAUUGUUGGCAAAGGGUCCCCAUGACGUUAUGGUAACUGUUGUCACUGUUGGAACUGCACUGUCCUUUGUUGACUUCUCAAGUUCUUGAACAAUGUUGUUUAGGUUACUGUGAAAUGAACUGUAUGGCUUAUUUGCGGUAUUUUUAAUACAUAAUAAACAUUUGGAAUAUUCUUUGCA